Molecule: messenger RNA, 644 nt
Organism: Guillardia theta CCMP2712
Lineage: Eukaryota; Cryptophyceae; Pyrenomonadales; Geminigeraceae
Exons: 10
Source: RefSeq, a predicted model, not a curated record
UCUUCGUCCUGAUCUCUUCUGGAAGCCGGACAGGUGCAGAGGCCACUCCUCUGCAACGCUGCUGGAGCCUUCCGCCAGCUGACCUUCAGCUUGGACCAGAAUGGCGCCUCCUGCGUCUACGCGUUCCAUGGGAUGUGGACGUUCGGCUCCUGUUGCGUUCGCGCAGAUGGCGACUUGUCACGGGAGUUCCGCAUCACCGAGCAAGCAUCGAUCAACUUGGAGAACUGCUGCAUUGGGGGAGGAGGAUCGGCUGCCGGCCUCUUCCUCGACUGUCAAGCUUCGGUGGUCAUCAAGUCUACGGUCAUCCAGGGAGUUCAGACGGGGAUCGGAGCGAUGCAUAGCGCGUCAGGUUUCCUGUGCAACUCGACAAUCAGGGAGACAAAAGAAGCCGUGUACAUGCACGACUGCGCAGCGAUGCGCCUGCACGACUGCGUGCUGGAGAGAAGUCGGUUCGCUGUGGCCGCAACAUCGAGUCAGAUGAUCCCCUGCUACAUGGUCAUGUUCAACGUCGACGCUGAGUUGGAGAUGGUGGGAUGUCUGGUCAAAUGUCGACUGUGGAUGAAAGGAAUUGCAAGCGAGCUUUCAGAUACGGAACUUCGUGGACAUCGACAACACUUACUUGAUGGAGAAUUGUUGCAAAUUUU